AUGGUGGUGGAAUUCUGGAAAAAUGCAGUUUGCAACGACUACUACGUUGUUUUCCAUGUGCUGGACAGGAAGAUUGUGAUUUCAGAAGAGUCCAUUGCAAAGCUACUGGGUAUGGAGUUCCAACAGGGAAAAAGGAUCAAAAACGUUGAUGCCAAUGUUCCGGGCAUGAGGAAGCUUGUCAAUUUUGCUAUUUAUGACAACUGGACCAUGGAUAGGACCAAGUAUGCUAUAAAUGAUCAGAAGCCCCAGAUGAAGAUCUGGCAGAAGGUUUUCAUAUCCUGCAUCCAUCCCAGAACAGGCGGAACUGAUUACCUCAAUGCAACUCAGAAGGUAAUCAUGUACUACAUUUCUAGGGGUGAGCCUGUAUGUCUGCCAUUUCUGCUUUUCAACUAUCUGAAGGAAUGUGUUGAGAAGUCAAGAACUACUGGAGGUGAGAACAAGAGGUCUAUUUCUUACAUUCCUUAUGGAAGGUUACUCUCAGAUAUCUUCACUCAGAAUCGACUGGUCAAGGCUCUUUUUGAUCUGGGACUUCAUGAUGAUUUGGCUAUGACCAUUGGAGAUCCUCUCAAUGGGACUAAGCUGAAGAGAAUGCAGAUUAUUGAGAAAGUUCAGAUUGAACCUAAAGAAGACACAUCUGAAGAGAUUCGUCAGAAGAACUACCCUGUUAAUGACUUUCCUCUAUGGUCUAAAAAGGACAAUCCAGCAUGCAUUCUGAAGUAUGUGAGGAUGCUCAGAAGAGAAGGAGAUCCUAUCACCCUUGAAGAAUUUGUCACCAACCUUCCCGAUAGUCCUCCUGAAAUGCCAACAAGGAGAGCCAAGAGAACAAUCAGCAAGCCUUCAGAUCCCAAAGGCAAAAGGAUUCUGAUAGAGAAAACCAAGAAAGCAAAAGAAGCAUCAAAGUCUGUAGUAAUCAGGGAACCAGUUCCAGAACCCUCUCCUGAAAGAACUCCAGAAGAGUCAUAUGAGGAAUCUCAAUCUGAUGAUUCUGAAAGCUCUAUGGAUUCUUCCUCUGGAAAUCAAGAAGAAGAAGUUCCACCUAGAAAGAAUGUGAAGAGGAAAGCAAUUAUUGAAGAAUCAUCUGAUGAGGAAACCGAAGAUGAUGUUCCUCUGGUAAAAAGGCAAAGAAUUCAAACAGCUCAAGUUGAAGAAGAUGUUGAGCAGGAUGACUGUGAGAUCAUUGAAAAUGUGCUCCAGGUCAUAAGGGAAUCAGAAGAAGCUGAAGAUUCCACUGAUUCUGAUGUCGAGCCCAUAGGCAAGAGGCUGAAACUGCCUCUGAAGGGUCCACUUCAGAAGAAGGAGUCAGGACCACAGCAAACAACUGAAAAGAUCUCAGAAGUACAAAGAGAAAGGAGAUCAAAGACAGCUUCAGAUCCUGCAAGGACUGCCAGACUCACCAGAUCCAUCCCUCUCAGAGAAUCAAGUAAGGAACCUACUAAAAGCAUUAAUUUAGAUUCUACUUUAGUAGUUAUUCCUGAACAACCUAAGCCUAUAUCUACAUCUCUGCCAACAUCAAACCAAACAGCUCCCACUCAAACAGAACCUCAAACACAAGCCUUUUCUCAAGCUGAAACACAAGCCCCCCAAUCAAACAACCAAACAGCUACCACUGCCAUUCCAUUCAUCCACAUACAAACUUCUUCCACAUCCACCACAACUGAACCUAUACCUGUCUUUAAUUCUUUCAUUCAAGGUAUCGUUCAAAGUGAGGCUACCCUGAGAAAUUUGAUUCAACACUUCACUCCCAAGCCUCCAUCCACUUCAAAGACCCUCAUGUUAACUCAAACUGUGAACUCACGAGAUCUGAGUUUUACCUCACCUGAGAAAACUGCUACCUCCAGGCAAAGGCAAGAUACGAUCUCUGAAGCUGAGCACAUGGAUGAGUCUAACCAUUCAGGAAUUGAGAAGACCCAUGAGAUUGAUUCUACUCCUUCAGGACAACCCAGAAUUGAUAGCUCCAAUGCUUCAAGCUCAAAUGCUACCAGAACUCCUCAGCCUGUCCUGACCUUGGCAACCUCCUUCCGACCUCAAAAUCUCAUUCAACUCAUUCAGGAGUUCUCUGAAGAGGCAACCAGAAGAUUGAAAUGGUUAUAUCAGGUAACUGAUAAUCAGUUUGAUGCUUCAUUUGUUGAUGGUCUGUGGUCUGCCUUCGGAAGAUGGUCAGAAAGCAGAGCUUAUGAAUUUCAGAAGCAGCUUAGCAGUGAGAAACGUCUGAGAGUUCAUAAUGCGUCUGAGAGAGCUUAUGAACAAAGGCAGAGAGUGCUGCACAGAAUAGAUGGGUGGAAGGAACCUACAUCUCAUGCAGCAACAGCAGCCGUGAAUUACAGUAAUAUUUAG
Messenger RNA from Lotus japonicus, 2334 nucleotides. RefSeq lists its product as uncharacterized. NCBI's taxonomy places the organism in Eukaryota, Viridiplantae, Streptophyta, Magnoliopsida, Fabales, Fabaceae. The transcript is spliced from 3 exons. The coding region runs from base 1 to 2334 and encodes 777 amino acids. The record is from RefSeq and is a predicted model, not a curated record.